ACCGUUUUCGUUUUGGAUGCUCGCAAAGGGACGAAGGUUGCGCUGACGCCGUCCUGCUGGCCGCGCUGGAGUUGGGAUGGUGCCGUCUGCGAUGGCAACGCGCAAGGAACAGACACACGCAAGCAACGCCAACAAGGACAGCCAAACAACUGUUUGUUCCAUUUGUUGUGCACACGAGACGCUUUGUGCCUCUUUCUUCCAUCGCAUGCGAGCCCCAUUGCUCUUCUCGUCACCUUUUCAGCGCGUUGCUCCCACCAUCUCUGUGGUUGAUUGGUUGGUUGCGGCUCCGGUGAUGUCUCUGAUUAAAAGCGUCUUGAAAUGGCGGUAUGCCGCAUCCCUCACAACCCGGACGGACCCCAUUACACUCGUCUUCUCUUUGUGUCGCCACUGACAACGGCAUGAGCAAGUGUGGCAUGCAGGUUUGAGACUUUGCAGUCGCCGUCACUACCAACCGGCUGCUACAACAAAAGCCACACAAACUCGCCUCAACCGACACUGCCACGCGCUGUGGCACUGGAAACAGCAGCACCUCUGCCAUUACGCCAUCUGCACUCGCUCUGAUGAAAGUGUUCAUUUUCCAACCUUCACCCCAACACCACUCAAGAGCCCGCCCCCGCCCCACGUCCCGCGGCCCCACCUCGCUUGCAUUGACAACCGUUCCUCCUUCCUUCCCGACCCACCAACCAAGAAAAGCGCCCCCUCGCCAUACAGCCGCCGCAUUCUCAUAGCUCAAGACUUCAAGUUUCUUGUUCCAACCCGACCGCGGCAUCGCAGCGGCUUCAUUUCCCAUCCGAUCCCUCGAUCGCAGCGUCGCUCUCGGCAAUCUUGUACGCAUUCUCCAUACAAACCUCCUUGAUCAAGACAACCGACCAGCGCCAUGUAUGGAGUUCUCCACAAGGCCCUGACGGCGUGGCUAACGUCGCUGCCAGACGGCCAACAGCUGCUGCAUAUGGUCCUGGCCGAAGUCAACUUUGACGGCAGUGCCGACGACUUUUUCCGCCACUACUCGAGCAGCCAGACGGCCGCCUUUCUCGCCGCCAUCGCUAAGGUGACCGGCCGCACGGAGGAUGAGUGCAAGUAUGAAGCUGGCAAGAACUUCCUCGUCGGUCUUCUGGAGAGCGGCUACGGUGACGCCCUCCGCACCCUCGGCGAUGACUUCUACACCAUGCUCGGCAACCUGGACAGCCUCCACGAGUCGUUCCUCCCUUCCUUCCCCAAGAUGCGCGCGCCCUCUGUGCGACCCGUCCGCAACGACGACGGCUCCCUCUCCAUCCACUACUACAGCAGCAACGCCGGCCUCUCCAACUUCAUGAUGGGCGCCCUCGAAGCGUGCGGAGCCCAGCUCUUCGACCUCGAUCUCACCAUGCACCACCGUGUGAAGAAGGACGACGGCAACAGCCACGAUGUCUUCCACGUCUUCCUCGAUGAAAGUGAGUACGGCCAUCAACGGGAAACUGACAAGGAGGCAGAGCAAGAAUGCACCGUGGACCUGCCCACGGAGGUCACCAACGAGCUCUUCCCAUGGCACGUGGCCUUUGAUCGCGACAUGAAGAUCGCGUCGGUUGGCAAGCACUUGGCUGCCCGCUUCAAGAAGCAGCAGCUGGGCGCCAGUGCCUCGCACGUGUUCAAACUUGUCCGCCCACUCGGUAUGUCAUUCAGCUUUGACAGUCUCAAGACCACUCAGGGCGCCCCCAUUCUUCUCUCCGUCGACGCCAAGCACGUGCGCAAGCUUGACCAACAGCAGCCGCAGCAGCCUCACCAGCACGUGCACGACGCGUCGUCUGCCAACACGUCCCACGCCGGAAGCCAGCGCCCAACGCUCGGGCCCGAUCAGCUUGCUGACCGUGGCUCUGCUGUUGGCGGCUGCCCCUUCUCCUCCAUGUCAUCGGCCAGCACUUCUGCGGCCUCGUCGAAGCGCACAUCUGUCGAUAUGAUGAUGCGCGCAGCUCGUUUGACGAACAAAGUGGACAACAUCAAGCUGCACGGGCAGGUCACGUACCACGAGGGCUCCGACCUGCUGCUCUUCGUCGGCGUCCCGGCCCUCCACUCCCUGGAGGAGAUGGAGGCACAGGGCAUCAACCUCACCGAGCUUCCCCUGCACAGCCACGGACGCGAGUUCCUGUAUGGUGCCAUGUUCCAGUCUGCCUCUGCCAAGAACACCAACGAAGUGGACAAGCGCAUGGCUGAACUCGACCACUCGAUGCUGGAGGUGCAGCAGAAGAAGGAGCAGAUUGAUGCCCUCCUCCACAGCAUCCUCCCUCCGGUUGUUGCAAGCUCACUGGCGCGCGGGGAGAUUCCACCAGCCGAGGAGUACAAGCACGUGACUGUGCUGUUCUGCGACAUUGCGGGCUUCACCAACAUCUCCUCCGAAGUCCCAGCCACCGAGAUCAUGAAGAUGCUGCACCAUCUGUUUGUGAAGUUUGACGACCUUGCCGACAAGCACGGCUGCUACAAGGUGGAGACAAUUGGCGACGCGUACAUGGUGGCUGCCGGCUGCCCGGAGGAGUGCGAGGACCACGCCGUACGCAUUGCCCGUCUUGCCAUCGACAUGGUGCGCACGGCUGAGACCGUCAAGUCGCCGCUUGACGGCGAGCCGAUUCGCAUCCGCGUUGGGCUGCACUCUGGUCCACUGAUGGCCGGCGUUGUUGGCCGUGCGCGCCCACGCUACUGCCUGUUUGGCGACACGGUGAACGUCGCCUCGCGCAUGGAGAGCAACGGGCUGCCCGGGUGUAUCCAGGCGACAUACCGCUUCACGCAGGCGCUGCCGACAGAUCACGAGUUUGAGAUUGUGCCGCGCGGGCACAUUGACAUCAAGGGCAAGGGCCACAUGAAGACCUUCCUGCUGCUCGGCUCUCAAGAGGGUGAGGAGGUGCGUCCUCUUCUACCAACAGAAAACACAAUGGCGGAUCUUGCUCCCUACCUCCUCGAGCACGCGUCGAAGCGUCAGACCGUUGAUGACCGCAUGGCAGAGAUUGCCACGUUUGCCACCUCUCGUCGCUCCCACCGCUUUGUGCAGCGCAAGGCCUCCUAUCUCGUGUGAGGAACGGGACGAAAGCGCACCUCUCCCUUGCACACUGGCUUGUUCUCGGCACAGCCCGUUACAGCGGCGCACCCACCCAACUUCCUUCAAGACAAUUCAUUAUUUCUCCACCGGCACGCAUGAUCGCCCUGCUUGCUGCAGGCUGUCUGAUGCUUGCAUGCUGCGUGCUGCUCUUCAUCUUCAUUUGUUGCUUUUUUUUUUUUUGCUUUGGUUUUGUUUGUGUCGUACAGACAACGUGUGCUUUCUCUCCGUUUCGCCUGUUCCUGCUUGCGCUUCAGUCGCUCCGUUACUGUUCCCUCAUUUCAAUUUCAUGCUGCACAUGCCGUCGAAAGCGUUAUCAUGAGAGCGGUCACAUCACAUCACAUCACGUCUUCUUUGCAAUCCCCCGCCCUGCCUCAGUUUUUGUUGCAGCUGUUUCUGCCCAUGUAUUUCUGCGCUUUUGUCCAAUUUAUGUCGCGCCCUAACAUUGCCACGUGGUCGUUGCGAUUCACAGUAAAGACGCAACAGAAGCAAGG
Molecule: messenger RNA, 3555 nt
Organism: Salpingoeca rosetta
Lineage: Eukaryota; Choanoflagellata; Craspedida; Salpingoecidae
Product: adenylate and Guanylate cyclase catalytic domain-containing protein
Exons: 7
Coding region: 878-3040 (720 amino acids)
Biological process (GO): response to oxygen levels; cGMP biosynthetic process
Cellular component (GO): guanylate cyclase complex, soluble
Molecular function (GO): guanylate cyclase activity; heme binding
Source: RefSeq, a predicted model, not a curated record